Jatropha curcas is the source of this 610-nucleotide messenger RNA. It is a transcript of the gene TRY, whose product is annotated as Homeodomain-like superfamily protein. Gene Ontology annotation, cellular component: nucleus. The record is from RefSeq and is a predicted model, not a curated record. Gene Ontology annotation, biological process: cell differentiation; regulation of DNA-templated transcription. Lineage: Eukaryota; Viridiplantae; Streptophyta; Magnoliopsida; Malpighiales; Euphorbiaceae. Gene Ontology annotation, molecular function: transcription cis-regulatory region binding.
UUCAAGGCAUUUAUGUCAUCAGCACAACGCAUUCUCCUAUCUUAUUAGUAUCUAUUUUCUCUAACCCUCAGUUUCUUUCUAUCUUCUUUCUUCCUCUCUUCCUGCAACAGAAAACGAUGGACAGACGCAGCCGGAAACAACCCAAACUUACCAUUUUUGAGUCUGAAGAGGUUAGCAGUAUUGAGUGGGAAUUUGUUAAGAUGACUGAACAAGAACGAGAUCUCAUCAAUCGAAUGUAUACGCUUGUUGGAGAGAGGUGGGAUUUGAUAGCUGGGAGGAUUCCGGGCCGAAAAGCAGAAGAAAUAGAGAGAUUUUGGAUAAUGAGACAUUGUGAAUGGUAUGCUCGGAAAAUAAAAUUUGGAUGUUAAAAGAGAAUUCUUUGUCGUAUUCUAUAUUUUUUACUUGCUCUUUCUUAAGCCAUCCCUGUUACUCGGAACAUCUCAGGCUCUGCUCAUUUUUCUUAUUCGAAUGGAUGGUUUCUUCAGAAUAGUCUAUACACUAGACUUUUCAAUCGAAGAAUCUCAGAUUAUUUAACAUGUACUAACAAAAUAAAUAUUUUAAUUUAGAAGAACUUUGAAGCAGAUAACGUAACCAAGCAACAUUUUGAUUU